UAAUUUCCACUUCCCAUUAGUAACAAUAAAAAAUUCCUGAAGCUACAAAAUAAUCAUUUCGAUACCAAAGAGAGAAAUAAAGAGAAUAAGACCAUCACUUUCUUAUUCUGCACUCUUCUUUUCUUUCUCCAUUUGAGAGAAUAUAUUACUCUCUUUUUUGUUUUUCAGGGGAAAAAAUUACCCAAAAAAAGAAAUGGGAAGAGGAAGGGUGCAGUUGAAGAGAAUUGAGAACAAAAUUAAUAGGCAAGUUACUUUCUCAAAACGUCGAUCUGGUUUGCUUAAGAAAGCUCAUGAGAUCUCUGUGCUUUGUGAUGCUGAGGUUGGUUUGAUUGUUUUUUCUACAAAAGGCAAACUCUUUGAAUAUGCCACUGAUUCUUGCAUGGAGAGGAUCCUUGAAAGAUACGAAAGAUACUCAUAUGCUGAGAGGCAACUUGUUGCUACUACUGAUCAUAGCUGCCCGGGAAGCUGGACCCUGGAACAUGCAAAACUUAAGGCUAGACUUGAGGUUUUGCAGAGAAACCAAAGGCAUUAUAUGGGAGAAGAUUUGGACUCGUUAAGUACGAAGGAACUUCAGAAUUUGGAACACCAGCUGGAUUCUGCUCUUAAACACAUUCGCUCAAGCAAGAACCAAUUGAUGCAUGAGUCUAUUUCUGAGCUUCAAAAAAAGGACAAAGCACUGCAGGAGCAAAACAACCAGCUUUGCAAGAAGGUGAAGGAGAGGGAGAAAGAGUUGGCCCAGCAAAAUCAGCGGGAGCAGCAGAACCAAGAACUCAACUCACCUUCAUUUAUUUUUCAACAGCAAUUGGACUCUCCUAACCUUGGGGAAGCAUAUCAGAGUACUGCAGAAGAAAAUGGAGAAGUAGAAGGAGGUUCGCAGCAGCAAACUGCUAAUACUGUGAUGCCACCAUGGAUGAUUCGCCAUCUUUAAUGGCUAAUAACUUAAUGGUCAGUAUUAAGCUAGGUAUUUUUGUCUAAGAAUAAAGUAAACGUUUCAUAUAUGUUUACCAAAAAACAACUCUAUCUCUAAUCUACACAAUAAUAUAGUUAUAUAUAUAGAUGAGCUGCAUGUUGUGAAACAUUACUAUGUUAAAAUGAACUGAUCAUUUAUCA
Molecule: messenger RNA, 1110 nt
Organism: Nicotiana tabacum (common tobacco)
Lineage: Eukaryota; Viridiplantae; Streptophyta; Magnoliopsida; Solanales; Solanaceae
Gene: FUL1
Product: agamous-like MADS-box protein AGL8 homolog
Biological process (GO): positive regulation of transcription by RNA polymerase II
Cellular component (GO): nucleus
Molecular function (GO): RNA polymerase II transcription regulatory region sequence-specific DNA binding; protein dimerization activity; DNA-binding transcription factor activity
Source: RefSeq, a predicted model, not a curated record